AUGAACAGAAGGGUGUAUGAAAACACGAUGGACGAAAGAAAUAGUGAUAGGAAUAAACAUUCAGAAAUAAAGGAGCUCCUAAAAAGAAUAAGAAAAUGUGACAACACGAAAAAUAAAUUCGCAAACAUUUUAAAACUGUCAAAAUAUACGAACUAUUUAGAAGAAAGAGAUAAAUUAAAAAUUUUUAAAUCAAUAGAUUCAGUUUUUAUUUCUUUAUUACUACGUUCUGACAAUCCUUUUAAGCUAUUUACUCUCCGUUUAAUCAACAGCCUAAUAUCAGAUUCUACUCAGUCCCAUAUAAAAAUAUGCAUGCCUUUUAUUAAUUCUAUCAUUUUUUAUUACUGCGAUUUUUUGAAUGAAACAAACUAUAAAAUAAAAAUUAUUGAGAGGAGGAAAAAAAAUGUGCAGGAGAAGAAGAAAAAAGAGGAAGAAGAGGAAGAAGAGGAAGAAGAAGAAAAAGAAAAAAAAGAAAAUGAAGAAAAUGAGAAAGAAAACGAAGAAGAAAAUGGAGAAGAAAAAGAAAAAUGUACUACACCGCAUAAACAGCUUAACACUGAUUUUGCAUAUUCAAGUGAAACAGACGAAUCAGAUGUCGUGGAAGGCUAUUAUAACACAGAUGAAAUCAAUGAAAUUUACUGUGAAUGUUUAAUAUUUUUCUUGAAAUUGUUGCCAUUUUUAAAUGAAAAAGACAUAUUGGAAAACGCCUUUUAUAGCUAUGAAGGGAACAGUGUUAGUUUUGAUGCCAAGAUGUAUUUUCUUAAAAAAAGUUUAAAAAAACGAAGCCCUACUACUAUGAAAGGUGGUUCUAGCGGGCAGGGAGGGCGCAUGCGUCUCAAAGAUUCUAACAGUUUUCAUGAUCAGAAUGAAAAAAGGGAAGUCUCGAAUUCCUUUCCUGAUAUGGCACAUAGAGGUGUGAAGGGGGAGGCGGUAGAAAGGGGAAAAAGAGAAUAUCAAGACAGAGACAAUGACAGAGAAAGAGAUAGAGACCAAGGUAGUGACAGAGAGGGAAAUAUAUGGGAUGAGGAACAGACCUCAGAAGAUGAUUAUUAUUCAGGGGAUGAUUCCAUUUACAGCAAUUCACAGAUGGAAGGGGUAAGUUUGGUGAGUCUCCUUUUUGAUGCCCUAAAUGAGAAUAUGGGAAUAGUGGAAACCAUGAGGAACACAGAAUUUUUUUCGAAAGGAGUUGCACGGAGAGAAGUAGUACUACUCGAUGAAAGAACAGGAAGAAACACCAAAAAAGAAAACACAAUGUUCAAAGUUCUGAAGCGGAUAUACGAUGAUAAGUGCUUAUUAAACGAAAAAAGCAUAGAGAUGACUCUGCAUGUGUUAAAUAACUUGUUUUUAAAAGUUAAGGAUAAUAAAUUUAUAAGGGAGUAUUUUCAAAUGCUAAAUAAAAUUAUAGAAAAUUAUAAGGAAAAUAGAGUAACCACAAUGAAAUGUUUAAUCAAUUUGAAUGUGUAUCUAAAACAGGAAAAUAUCAUGAAUGUGUUAGACGAAAAGAGUGCAUACAAAUUUUAUGCUAAUAUUAUAUACCUUUUUUCCGAAUUAAAAAUGGAAGAUGAGAAAAAAGUGUUAUAUACCUUAUACUCAACUGUUUAUUCAUGCCAUAAUUUUAUUUUUUUGAAUGAUAAGUGUAGUGAUAUUUUGAAAACUCCUCUUUCAUACAUGAAUGUAGAGCUAUACAUGUUUUUUGAAUACGUGAUGAAGUAUGCAAAUAAUGACCAGAUGAAGAAUCACUUCUUCACAAAUAAGCACUGUGAACAUAUUAUUCAGCUGAUAUGCACUAAUAUUGAAUAUAUUGUAAAUUUUAUUAGUCAAAAUUAUUUCUUUUUUAAUGAAGAUCAUGAACUACCUAUAAGCGCAGCUUCUACUAGCCAUACAAAUCAAGGCGGAGGGAAUCUAGAACCCAAAAGUUGUAUUUCUCCAAAGGUAACCGAGAAUGGAAAAAAACUCUCUAACAAAAUGAACCUAUCCAUGCGUGAAAUUCACACAGUUAUGAGAAAAAUUAAAAAAUCAAUUGAAUUGUUAGUUGAAUUUUUUAAAGAUAUAAAAUCUCACUUUAAAGAAUUAAACCCCAAUUGUAAUAAAUUUAAAAUAAUUAAAGCAAAAUUUUAUGAAGAAAUAAAUACCCUAAUACAUCUCUUUUGCAAUUAUUUAAUUUAUGAAAAUGUUCAUUAUAUGGAUGAUUUUCUAAAUUUAUUGGAAUUAUUUUCCAUAUGUAUAGACGAAGAAAAGAACUUUUACUCUUUCUUACUUAUAAUAAAGCAUUUAGACGUAAAUCGAUAUUAUCACAAUAAACAUUUUAUGACCAAACUUUUUGCAUACAUAUUGAACGAAAGUAUGAAAAAUAUAGUACAUAUUAAAAUAUUAUAUGACAUUUUUAACAUAUGCACUUUUAACGUUAUAGAAUGUUUACAAAUUGGUGAAAAUUGUCAUUUUGUGAAAUUUCCUUCUGAAAAUGUUAAGAGCUCUCUUGCAAGAGAUUAUGAUUUCAUUCAAGCUUUUAGCAUAUCUAUUGAUAAGUUGAAUGGAAUACCAUUUGUAUAUACCAUAUGUGAAGAUGAAUAUAAUAAAAGGAGGGACGAUAAAUUAUUUAUAGAAAAUAUAAAUAAUAUUCUUUUCUUUUCUAUUAACUUCUUUUUUAAUUACUAUUUCAAUGUUUUAAACCGGACAAAUGAACAAAUUGUUAUACAAAAUUCCCAUGUUUUUAAACACAACUAUUUUAAUACAUGUAACGGGAGAAUUAAAACUCAGGAACGUGAGUUUUUUCUAGCACUCAAUGUCCUACUAACAAUUUCUUCAAUCCUCUUUUUGAGAUUCGAUUGCUUUGUCUUGGAAUCUGUUUUUCUGGAGAAGCAUCCCAUUCUCUUCGUACAGGAAGAAGGAACCGACAAGAUGAGGAAAAGGAAGAAAUAUUUUCUUAGAAUUCUAGAACUAGUCUAUUUUGUCAUGUACUAUCACCCCAAUUUUGUUUCACUUCUAAUUUUUCGCUUAAAGGAAAUAAAGGAGGAGGAGGUCCAGAAAGUGAUUUUUUUUGAAACAACAAAAAUGAAGAUGCAGGAGAAGCACAUUUCCAUUUGUACAUUUUUAAACAGAUUUAUUGAAAAUCACGUGUAA
This is a messenger RNA of Plasmodium gonderi, 3117 nucleotides long. RefSeq lists its product as hypothetical. The transcript is spliced from 3 exons. The record is from RefSeq and is a predicted model, not a curated record. NCBI's taxonomy places the organism in Eukaryota, Apicomplexa, Aconoidasida, Haemosporida, Plasmodiidae. Bases 1 to 3117 code for a protein of 1038 amino acids.